GAAGGACCUAGUUCCCCCGCCCUCCCAACUUAGUUUUUCCCCUCCCUCCCCUCUUUUGUACUUGUGUUUUUUCCCCUUCUACUUGGAUCUUUGUCGUCAUUCUCCAAAUCCCGGACAAAAAUGGUGCAGAAGAGAACAACCGAACUUAAAGGUUUCCAUCGUUCGUUUAAGGGCCAGAAUCCUUUUGAGCUGGCUUUCACAGUCGAUCAGUCUGACCACCUGGACUCAGUCUUCGGGUUUGAGUGCCCUACCCGCCCCGAUAUGCCUUCGAGUCAGCCCAUCGAUAUCCCUGAUGCCAAGAAGAGAAACAAGAAGAAGAAACGCUGCAGGGCCACAGACAGCUUUUCUGGGAAGUUUGAAGAUGUUUACCAGCUGCAGGAAGAAGUACUUGGAGAAGGUGCCCAUGCUCGAGUCCAGGCUUGUAUCAACCUCAUCACCAACAAAGAAUAUGCUGUGAAGAUCAUUGAAAAACAUCUGGGCCACAGCCGAAGCCGAGUGUUCCGAGAGGUGGAGAUGCUCUACCAGUGCCAGGGACACAGGAACGUGCUAGAGCUGAUCGAGUUCUUUGAGGAGGAAGAACGAUUCUACCUUGUGUUUGAGAAGAUGCGAGGUGGGUCCAUCCUGACUCAUAUCCACCGGAGGCGCCACUUCAAUGAGCUGGAGGCAAGUGGCGUAGUGCAGGACAUUGCCAGUGCCCUCAAUUUCUUGCAUAAUAAAGGGAUAGCACAUAGGGAUCUAAAGCCAGAAAACAUUCUCUGUGAAAGUGCCGAGCAGGUUUCCCCUGUGAAGAUCUGUGACUUUGACCUCGGAAGUGGAAUUAAGCUCAACGGCGACUGUUCCCCCAUCUCUACCCCAGAGUUGCUCACACCGUGCGGCUCUGCCGAGUACAUGGCUCCGGAGGUAGUGGAGGCAUUCAGUGAGGAGGCGACCAUCUACGACAAGCGCUGUGACCUCUGGAGCCUUGGAGUCAUUCUGUACAUUCUGCUGAGCGGCUACCCGCCUUUCGUAGGGCACUGUGGCAGUGACUGUGGCUGGGACCGUGGAGAAGCUUGUCCCACUUGUCAGAGCAUGCUUUUUGAAAGCAUCCAGGAAGGGAAGUAUGAGUUUCCCGACAAGGACUGGGCCCACAUAUCUUUUGGAGCCAAAGACCUCAUUUCCAAACUGCUGGUCCGAGAUGCCAAGAAGCGACUCAGUGCAGCUCAAGUCCUGCAGCACCCCUGGGUGCAGGGGCGUGCUCCAGACAACACUCUCCCUACGCCAAUCAUUCUGCAGAGGAACAGCAGUGCCAAAGAACUUACUUCCUUUGCAGCUGAAGCUAUCGCUGUCAACCGCCAGCUAACCCAGCAUGAGGAGGACGAGGCGGAGGAGAAGAAUCGACCAAUCAUCAUCCAAGCUACCUCAUGCUCCAUGCAGCUGUCUCCCCCCUCCGAAUCCCAGCUGGCUCAGCGGCGGCAAAAAACCAGCAUGACGAGAGCCCCGGUUGCUAAUCUCAUUGCGCCGUUGGUCCUCGUCAGUGAUCACAUGUAACUCUCCAGUUCUGCCUUCUGUCCUGUACCCUCCUAUGUUACAUCAUGUCUUCCUCCUGAAUGGUGGGGGCCCAGGAGGUUUUUUUUUGUUGUUUUUUGGUCGGUGGGAGGGGGUCAUUUGUUUUCAAAAGUAUCGCUGGCUAGCAACAAGAUCAGGAUUCGCUCCUUUUGGCUGGUUCCCAAGGUUGGCUGAUCUCGUGAGCUUGGCUUUUUGGGGGGGGAGGGUGAGGAAGCCGGGGGGGUGUAUGUGCAGGUGUUUGUGUUCUUUUUUUUUUUUCCUUACCAAAAUGGUUGUGACAAAGUGGAGAUAAUUGCUUAACCAGGACAUGUUCAAGGAUAUUUAACAACUGACAAACUUGCACUUGUUUCCUGCACCAAAGGAUAAUUUGUCAGCAGCUGCUUUGACUACCUGCUCACUUCAUAUGCUGUGAAAGACUGUCAAGCCUGCCAAAGGAGCGUCAUUUCAAUUCAAUUCGUCCAACCCCAGCCAACAUCCUAUUCAAGUUGGGGCGUUCCCCAUCCGGAUAGUUGAAGCUUAUGCAUUCCACAGCGCUCGGCUAUUGUAAAUCAUAUUUUGUUUUAAGUCUUCCGAAGACCAAUGAAGACUGUCAUGGAGGCAGUGCUGGGGGAGAAGUGUGUCAAUCCAAGCUGGGAAGAAACCCUGCAGCACCAGAGGGAGAAGGUGUUUUUCGUGCAGGCCCGUCAUUGGGCGUGGGGAGCUACACGUGACCUCUUCCCAUUUGAGACAAGCAUCGGUGCUGGGAGGUGGAGGGAGGGGCGGGGAGGCGUGGCUUGGGGAGAGACAGUUCUUGACAAAGUGCUCGAUGCAGAGGGCUCCGCUUUCUCGGACAUUGGCGGGAAGCUGGAUUCCUUGCCCAGCCAUGUAUCUGACUGGCCCCCAGGGAGGGGCCCCGGCUGGGAAGUGUUCAGGACGGGCUUGGAGCGGCCAGAGCGGAUGGUAAAACCGUUCCACCGGGAUGGGGGUGGCCUUUGAUUCCUCGGGGUUGGGCUGAGCCCAUCGCCACAGAUGAUGGCGGUCUCAGGCUGGAACUCGCUUACUGCCGGAAGAAAAAGAAUUGGAGCAAGGAGCUUGUUGCAGCGGUUCACCACGUGGGUUGGACACUUCUGGUGAUGGCGGGCCAAGGGAGGUGCAGCAGCAGGCCAAGCGGCUUCCACGACAUCUGGCCCUUGGGUCAGGGUGGGAAAGUAGCUGAGCUCCAGCAGCGGGCAGGGGACUCCUGGAUUUGAGAGGGGCUGCGGUUCUGGGAAGGCAGCAGGCACGGUUGGCCAGCUGUGGCACGAGGAAAUCCGUGUUGUGGCCUGCCUGCUGCUAAGGCUCCCUAGACUGGUAACUCCUGAGUCCCCGGAACAGGAAAAACAGGUGCUGGGUGGAAGCGUGUGGGCAGUGAAGGUGGUGGUGGUGGCGGAGGAGGAGCAGUGUAGCGGCAGCUAAAUACGCAUCCUCGGCAGCCACUAUCUCUGUGGGUGUGAGGCCAAGUCUUGUAGAAGACCCAGAAGCUGAGGGCUUGAGGAGUUAAACCUGGGAAACCCAGCCCCCUUUCAGGGGGCCCAUGAUGAGCUGGACAGGCCCAACCAGGCUUCCUACACACCUGCCCUUUGGGAUCUUUGGGCUAGCUGCAGCCCCACAGUCCACUCCAGCGGCAGGGGAAAUUCAAGCCCUUGAGCACUUGGGCAGAGCCUGUCAAAGCGCUGGUUUCCUGCCCAAACUUUUUUUUUUUGGUCUCAACCGCUCCUUUUGGCCCUCCUACCUUCCCAUGAGACUUUCAGGAAGACAAGAUGGGCUCGCUACAUUGCUCCAGUUUGGAUGCCUCUGUUGCAAGCUACAGGUUUUUUUACACUUUUGUCUGGGCCUUCGCUUCCCAAUCCGAUUUCCGAAGCUCCAGAGGAAAACGAUCUUUUGACAUUUCUCCUGGCAAUAAACUAUGCAAUAUGAAUUUUCUUUUCCUUCCCAGGGUGGUAGGUGGUCAUGAUGAAGUAAAGCAAGUAAGGUCCUCAGGUUUUCUUUCAAACUGCACUUCGGAAGCAGGGAAGCGUAUCUUGCCCUUGGUUUCUUGCCCGCUUUGGCUGUGACUGGGUUUCUGUUCACAUGUUCCUGUUAAACUCUGUGAACCUUCCCUUCUCUGCCCACUUAGGGGCAGUACAUAAAGUCUAAUGGAAGCAGAGUGUCUGGGGAUGAAUCCGGCCUCGACUAAGUGAGCAAGGACUUCUCAAGCCCAUGAUCCUGACUGUGCACAUGGAUUACAAAAAGAACCAUAGGAAAACAAUGGAAAAUGACCCUUUUUUUUUUCUGAAGAAUACUUGAAUGGCGUGUAAGCUCUCAGAACCCUGCGCUGAGCAGCUUUUUCCUUUUUUUUCUUUCAUUCUGGAGGCCGUGGGCUAUAUCAAGGUUUUUUGUUUUGACUGACACACACACACACACACACACAGCCCCCCACACCCCCAGCAGCAGUCUCCCUUACAGUCCUGGGUAAAGGCGAGGUACGUUGGGGCAAGUGUAGUGAUGUCGCAUUCACCAAGGCGAAGACAGGCUCAGGAUUUUCCCCCCACCUCUGCUUAGUGGGAUCGGAUGGUGAUGUUUCCCGAGACUGAAAUUCCUCCUUUCCCAACAUCCAGACCGUGUGGAAACGCUGACCGCUUCUCGGCGUCGUUUUCAGUUUAAAGCUCAGCCUUUGUAGUAUCUUCCAUGGAGAUUCAAAUUGUGUAUUUCUGUGUGUAGUGGAGGGACUGGGGAAGGGAUCCACCCCUGCUUUCUCAGCGUUCCAUCAGGAAUUUUUCAUUUUGGGGGUCAUUUUUUCCCUUUGCAGGUUCUGUCUGAACUUUAAAAUUCUUAGAAGCCUGACUGUGAAUCUGAGAAUAUUUAAAAGGGGGAUCUCUUCCUCACUUUGUUGAUGAAGACUGCCAAAGUUGAUUCUGAAUAAAUAUGUGGCGCACUGCUGGUUCGUAUAACUGGAGUCUUAAAAUGAGGCACUUCAGUUAAAUGUAAUAAAAAUGAAAAAAAAAAGCACUUUAUGAACUUUAUGUAAACUGAGACAGCUCCACCAUUUCCUUUAUAACAACAACAAUCAUAACUGACAAUGCCAGAAUUGCCAGAAUUUUGUAUUCUGUUUUGUAAGAAUUUAAUAAAUGCAUUGAGACAAUAUA
Ornithorhynchus anatinus (platypus) is the source of this 4688-nucleotide messenger RNA. It is a transcript of the gene MKNK2, whose product is annotated as MAPK interacting serine/threonine kinase 2. The transcript is spliced from 13 exons. Gene Ontology annotation, cellular component: nucleus; cytoplasm. Gene Ontology annotation, biological process: protein autophosphorylation; intracellular signal transduction; peptidyl-serine phosphorylation. Gene Ontology annotation, molecular function: calcium/calmodulin-dependent protein kinase activity; calmodulin binding; calcium-dependent protein serine/threonine kinase activity. Lineage: Eukaryota; Metazoa; Chordata; Mammalia; Monotremata; Ornithorhynchidae. The record is from RefSeq and is a predicted model, not a curated record. Bases 121 to 1527 code for a protein of 468 amino acids.